Messenger RNA from Uloborus diversus, 1320 nucleotides. Its product is annotated as histone-lysine N-methyltransferase PRDM9-like. Gene Ontology annotation, biological process: positive regulation of reciprocal meiotic recombination. The transcript has 7 exons. Gene Ontology annotation, cellular component: nucleus. Bases 1 to 1320 code for a protein of 439 amino acids. NCBI's taxonomy places the organism in Eukaryota, Metazoa, Arthropoda, Arachnida, Araneae, Uloboridae. Gene Ontology annotation, molecular function: recombination hotspot binding; histone H3K4 methyltransferase activity; histone H3K36 methyltransferase activity. The record is from RefSeq and is a predicted model, not a curated record.
AUGCUUUCAGUAGCAAGAUUAGAUUUCGAUAAACUGGAUGCUUUUUGCAAGGACAAUAGGAUUCCCGUAGAUGACAUUCCAAUGAAGAUUCCGAAAGAAGUCGCAGAGACGAGAUAUCCGAAGCGCAACAUACCCAAGAUCUCUUACAAGGAGAAAGACAUUCCGAGUGACGAUGAAUUUUUAUAUUGCGAUUUAUGUGGAGAUGAGUACGAAGGACCCUGUCCAGUGCAUGGCCCCAUGUUACUGGUGUGUGAUCAAAAGGUUCCAAAAGGGGUCCCAGAUCGAGCUAAGAAGACUCCUCCCCCUUUCCUGUCAGUCGGAUAUUCGGGAAUCCGGAAAGCAGGACUCGGGAUCUGGUCGGAAAAGUCUCUCCCACGGGGCACCGUCUUCGGACCCUACGAAGGGGACAUCAUACGGGAACGCUGGGAAGCCAAGCGGAGUGGAUACGCCUGGGAGAUUCGUAAAGGCGGUCGCACGGACCACUUCAUUGAAGGAGCAGAUGAGAAGUCCUCGAACUGGCUCCGGUUCGUGAACUGCGCCAACGUGGAAGAGAAGCAGAACCUGGUGGCUUUCCAGUUCCGCAAAGAUGUCUAUUACAGGACGUACAAGCCCGUCCUGGAGUUCACGGAAUUGUUCGUCUGGUACGGAGAUGCCUACGGGCGAGAACUUGGGGCACAAAUCAAGAGAAAGGUCUCGUUGAAUGAAAGGGAAGUGACUGGGGUGGAGUGCGACUUCUGCCACGCCCUCUUCUCCUCUCCCGAUGUGAUGGAGAAGCACCGGAAGAGACAUCGGCACAUGGGGCCGGACAGGAGACACCGCUGCCCCCACUGCGAAUACUCCACGGACAGAGCUAGUCACAUGAGACGUCACCUGGCCGCCCACGACGGGGUGAAGAGUCACAAGUGCCCCGAGUGCGGAAGGGCCUUCACUCAAAAGCAAGAUCUCUCCCGACACGUCCGCACGCACACCGGAGAGAGGCCGUUCCGGUGCGGUGCGUGCGGAAAGGGGUUCACGCAGAAGGGCAACCUCCUCAUACACGAGAGGAUCCACAGCGGGGAGCAGCCCUUCCUCUGCCCGGAGUGCGGGAAGGGAUUCAAACAACAGAAUAGUCUCGUCUAUCACCUCCGGACCCACACGGGACAGAGACCCUACAGAUGCACCCAGUGCCCCUACAGGAGUGCACGGUCAUCUCAUCUGAAGGGGCACGUCAUCGCCCAUCACUCGAAGGACUAUCCUCACGUGUGCGAAGAAUGCGGGAAAGGAUUCGUAAGGCCUUCACAUAUGAUCAAACACAAGACAAAAGCACAUAAAAAUAAUUAA